GUGAGCGUCGGAUACGUUCUCGUGCUCACCACGCUCAUGGCGUGCGCGAGCGCGCUCGGCGCCGUCCCGUACAUCGCGACGAAAAAUCAACGAAUUCCAAAGUCUUUCGCCGCGCUCGCCAACGCGUGCGCGUGCGGCGUCAUGCUCGCCGCCUCGUUCGACCUCAUACACGAAGGGCAAUCGUCCGGCGCGAUGAGCGUGGCGGUCGGGGUCGUCGUCGGCGCCGUGCUCAUCGCCAAGGCGCAGACGUGGCUGAGCGCGCGAGACGACGGGCUGAGUUUCUUAGAAUUGCGCGGCGCGGACGCGCGAAAGACGCUGAUGAUCGUGGGGAUCAUGGCUGCGCAUGCGUUUGGGGAAGGCUGUGGGGUGGGGGUGUCGUUCAGCGGCGCGGGAGGGGCGAGACAGGGAAGGUUGGUGACGCUCGCAAUUGGCGCACACAACGUGCCGGAAGGUUUAGCGGUGGCGAACGUGCUGGCGACGAGGGGUGUGAAACCGUGGCAGUGUGCGUGGUGGUGCGUGAUGACGAGUCUGCCGCAACCGUUGUUGGCGGUGCCGGCGUUCAUGUUCGUAGAGACGUUUAAGCCGAUGUUGCCGUUUUCGCUCGGAUUCGCGGCGGGCUGCAUGGUGUGGAUCGUCUUCGCGGAGCUCUUGCCGGACGCUUUAGCGGAUUCGAGCGACCCGAAGCACGUUGCGACGAUGGUGACACUUAGCGCCGGGGCAUUAGAGGUGUUCAGGAUGAUCAUGGAGGGGGUUGAGCGUUACGGUGAAGCCGGCAGCGCAGCGCGAGAUGGCGCGGCCGUCGCCGCGUCGAGCGCCAUGGACGUGGGAUUGGCGGCGGCGGUGUACGCGCCAGUCGGUGUGCUGGCGCUCAUUCACGUGUUUCCAUCAAUGAUGUCGUUAUCAGGUCUCGGGUCGUCGACAGGCAUUGGUAUCGCGGCAAGUACGGCAGGCACGAGUGCCGCGUUUCGGCUGUUGUGGGCUGUUUGGCGCGGCGCCGCGGGAGGCGCCGCAUUCGUGUUUGUGGUUUUGGGUGGCUUCACGAGCGUCUUAGGAGGUAUUUUGGCGAUGCGUUGGACGAGUAGUCUGUCGAGUCUGCGCGACAUGCGCCCGUGGAGCGAUAUCGACGACGACGACGCGCAAGACGUUGACAUCGAGGGGCGCGUGCUCGCUCGGCGAUUCGGCAACGUCUUUUUCACCCAGGAAGCCAUCUUGGCGCUCUUGGCUGCCAUCGGCUUCGCCAUCGCGGACGGCGCGCAUGCGACGUCGGCAGUGGUUUCAAACUCGUGGUAUGCGUUGUUACCGGCCCUUAUGCGUGCGUUUCUUCGAAUCUGCCCUCUCGUGUUGAUAGCGUCUUCAACGGAUCGUAGACCACACGUCAUCGCCGCCGUCGCCCUUGUCGGUCUCACCUUUGUGGGCUCAGCCAUGUUCCUGGGCGUCAACCAUUCGUCGAGUGGGACGUGUAUCUUUUUCGAUACGCUUGCCGCCGGCAUAACGUUGAUCUUCGUACACACACUCAAGCCGCUCAUCGUGUUUGCCAUGAUGACGAAGGGUGGCGAAAUGACGGCGGGAGUAUCUCUCGGCGUCGCCGUGACAACCAUCUUUGCCGUGUCGUCGUGGGCGUUUUGCGCAGGCACGUUGUAUUGUGAUAUUUCAAGCAGCAUGUAG
Messenger RNA from Ostreococcus lucimarinus CCE9901, 1665 nucleotides. RefSeq names its product ZIP family transporter: zinc ion. Lineage: Eukaryota; Viridiplantae; Chlorophyta; Mamiellophyceae; Mamiellales; Bathycoccaceae. Gene Ontology annotation, biological process: zinc ion transmembrane transport. The annotation marks the transcript as partial. The transcript has a single exon. Gene Ontology annotation, cellular component: membrane. Gene Ontology annotation, molecular function: zinc ion transmembrane transporter activity. The record is from RefSeq and is a predicted model, not a curated record.